Messenger RNA from Anisakis simplex (herring worm), 426 nucleotides. NCBI's taxonomy places the organism in Eukaryota, Metazoa, Nematoda, Chromadorea, Rhabditida, Anisakidae. The record is from the annotation of a GenBank genome assembly.
AUGCGACGAAAGGUCAUUUUUGCGUCAGUUGUGUUCUUCUUUAAAUAUUUUCCAUUUAAGGGUGAUAAUUGGAAUGCGAAUGAUUUAUUCCGAUUUCAAUACGGUUGUUUCGAUGGUGUUGAGGCGGAUGAAUUACGUGAGAUUUGCGAGGAAUGGCUGAAUCGACUUUAUGCGAUACCCAAAAAAUAUUGUUAUCUUGCUUGGUAUGCUUCGGCAAUAUAUGCGUGUUUCUAUCGAAUAGCUCCAUUGAUAACUGAUAUCGAUGAUAAGAAGGACCUGUGGCAGGAUGUUAAGCGUGAAUACGCCGAGAUCAUGCAAAUGGGUCGUCGUAUUUGGCGACGUCCCACACAUCCCAGUCGGUUGAGAGUUGUUUACGAUUUGGGCAUGCUUUGCGUCAGAUUUAAUGAAUUGCAUGUUAGUUCUUGA